AUGCCGCUGCAGACGCUUACGCCGGAGUUGGCAGCGCAAAUCGCGGCCGACUACCCGAAGCUGCAAAGCCUCAAUUUAUCCUGCAACGCACUGCGCGACGUGCGUCAUCUGCAGCUCCUACCGCAAUCUUUAGUGCAGCUGGAUUUGAGCGGCAACUGUCUUUUGGCGCUGCCCGAGGAGCUGGGCACAUGGCUGCCUGCGCUUCGAUUACUUCGUCUACAUGGAAAUGCGUUAGAGUCAUUGCGUGCGCUGGGUGGAUGUAAGCAGCUGCAGACUUUAGACGUCGGUGCUAAUAAUGUAGCGCUUGUUAGUGAGUUGCGGUUCUUACAACCACUGACGCAGCUUCGUCACCUUACAUUAAGCGAAAAUCUGCUCGCUGAGUCGGUCAUAUAUCGCCGCGAAACACUUGCCAUGCUACCGCAGCUACAGACGUUGGAUGGUCUGGAAAUUACUGUGGCUGAGAGGCUGCACGCCAAACUGCAGCUCAAAACGCAGCUUCAAAAUGACGUUUUGUCACCAAGGGAUCAGUCACCAGCGCCGUCGCGAAAAUUGCUGCUACCAGAUAGUCUUCGAAUACAACAAAAUUGGAAAGAGCCGGUCACAAUGCUGCCAGUGAAAUCAUUAACAAUUGCCACCGUGAAUGGAUUAAAAAAGACGAAUGAGGUGAAUCAAAACGAGACGCAAUGUAAUGCGAACGAAAAGAAGUCUGUUGCAAGGGCUGAGGAGGGAGGACAGCCGUCACCUUUACCUUUACCUUUCCCUUUACCUACAGCCACAACAGUCACGACAUCACUAACACAAGCACCGCCAUUUGGCCCCUCAGUCCCAAAAAAAGGAGAAAUGGUUCGCCCACAGGCCACAAAGUUAAAUCUACAAGGUUACAAUUAUCCUCGACACGGGAUCAAAGAGCCACGAAUUUUUGAGGAUAAAUUUGACGCGAACACGAGGUCCCAGCGAACCAAUAAUCAAUAUGACAGUAGUGCUACAGAGAAUGCCGAGACAAGAGAGUCGUUACUGAAAAGUCGUGUAGAGGCACUUGAGGGUAUUCUAGCAAUUCAAGACAGGACAAUGAGGCAAACUUUACUACAGUUUGGCGAACAAAGUUCACAUUUUCAGACAAAUUACUUCAGCAAAUCUAAUUCUGAUGUUGCGCCAACAGUGAAAGCGGCCGCAGCUGUGUACACUCGGCUACUUGCUGCUUGGCGAGAAAAGUGUGUCGGACUUAUGGUUCAAGCCCAAUCCAACCAGCUUGCAAACGAGGCUAUAAUGGAUCGAUUUCAACAACAAGAGGGCUUACUUUCCAGAGAUCUUGCACGCUGUGAAGAAAACAUCGAGAUGUGGCAGCGGCGUGCAGCAGAUUUCGAAGCUCAGCGCGAUCUAGAGGUAGUAGCAACACGCCAAGCUGAGGCCCAGCGAGUAAAAGCUAAUGAAAAAUGUGAGCGUGCUGUUCGGACAUUGGCAGUAGAGCGUGAAAAAUUGCAGUCAUUGUCAGAGAAUGUCGUUCAAUUCACAGGCGGGCUUGUUCGUGAAAAAGUAGAACUGCUCCAUGGUAGUUGUGCGAGGCUGCAAGCAUUAGAACGACGUCUAGUGCUCGCAAAAGAACGAAUUGACCUGGCUUUUUUUCUCGUAACGCAUCGAGAGGCGAGACUGCGCAAUAGUGAGGCUGCACUGGAGGCUGACCGGAGGGUAUGGGCACAUCGGUUGGAGCAGAUGCGCAACACAAGACUACAAGGCCAAGAAAAUAGUGACGAAAACAAUCAUGAUAAAUCUGAUGUAACUAUGCGUCUACUAUCGGACGGAAAACUUCUUCGUCCAGCAACAGAAACAGCGCUACGCGCGUUAUUCCAUGGUCUGGAUUGCUAUGACACCGGAAUGAUACAAUCUCACGUGUUGCUUCAUGCUCUACGACAUGGAGACACAGCCGUGCUAAAUGUCGUUGGAGGCCCUAAAAAAUUGUCAAAGCUCGUAUCUCACGUCGAGGCUGCAUUAGCUGAAAGGAACAGAGGCACACUCACUUGGGGUGAAUUCUUGUUACUUUUCAUUCCUGAGAGCUCUACGCCUUCAGCAAUGAUGUCUGAGAACUGCUUAGACCUUGCACAGAAGGUGUCAACACGUAGCCUCAGCGACUCGACUGACGUCUGCUAUCUUUGCACAAAGAUGAAAAAUAAUGAGCAUCCAAGCUGGCCAUUUGAUUCGAUGUCAUCCACUUCUCAUCUCUUAGAUCAAACCGACAAAGAAACGAUAAAAGUAAGAAAUCGAAGAGAGCUUAAGGCAAUGGAGACGCUUAGUCUCACAGAACUCGUGCACCAGGUAGCCGUUUUAAAAAAAGAUCGUCAGUAUCUUUGGCACUUACUCGCACGCGAUGCCCAUGAUUUGCGCGGUCGCGUGCGUCGUGUUCGUCAGGAAUGGGAAGCAAAAACGAGCAAGUUAGUUCUUCAGGUCGAGAAUCUUCAGCGGGAUCUAAAAGAGCAGAUCAAAAUUGUACAAAAUAAUCAUGAACAACAAGAGCAAGCGAAAGUAGCUCAGGAUGAGGCUUCACUGGAGAUUCAGAGAUUGCGUGAGCUGUUAUCAACGCAAAAGCAUGAUUUUGAGUUGCAAAGGAAUAAGCAAGAGGCAGAAUUAGCAGAUCGACUUCAGCACGAGCACGAUGUCUGGCAAACUGAAAUUCAAGAUGCUCGCUUGGCGCAUUCGCUGCUUCAAAUUGAGCACGGCAAGCAACAGGUGCGGAUUCGACAGCUCGAACGAGACAUUACACGCCAAAAGGAAUCACUUAUCGCCCAUGAGACAGAACGAGUUGCGAGUUUGGAAGACAAAGUACGUCGACGUGACUCUGAGUUGGCACGUUUAAGGCGAGAACAAAAUACGAUCUUAAACUCAUUGCGCGCACACGAGCAGAAGCUAGCGAUGGUCAAUGCUGAGAUGGAAGCAAUGCCGACAGAAUCCGUUGCAACUCAGACAGACCGAACAUCAUUUGUAACGCAAAAAAGCAUGGGGUCUCAGACACAUGCUGUUCAAGCAGGUGGCAAACGAGAUAAAACGCACGAUCAAAAUAUGCCCGUCCUUCGAAUCGGCUCCGACAAUAACUUGUGA
Messenger RNA from Plasmopara halstedii, 3090 nucleotides. RefSeq lists its product as hypothetical. The record is from RefSeq and is a predicted model, not a curated record. Gene Ontology annotation, molecular function: protein kinase binding. Gene Ontology annotation, cellular component: cytoplasm. Bases 1 to 3090 code for a protein of 1029 amino acids. The transcript is spliced from 2 exons. NCBI's taxonomy places the organism in Eukaryota, Oomycota, Peronosporomycetes, Peronosporales, Peronosporaceae.